AUGGCGGACGCCCCUCCCGCAGCCACGGUCCCAGACGGGACGUUCCGACGCGGUAGCAUCCAGAAGCACAGCCAAGGCCAUGCUGACGCUGAUCCUCCUGGUGGUCGUGGUGAUCGCUCACGGACUCCGCUGCCCAUUAACGAGUCCGCGCUCGACUCCUUCGCCACCGUGGCUUAUGUCCAGUCCCUCAAGGACAAGCUCGACUCCAUGGAGGCCGCCAUCAGGGACACCAUCAAUGCAUCAGUCUCCUCGGCGAUGGGUACGGCAACGGGCCCCAUCUCAGCUGCACUCGCUGCAGCCCAAGCUGGCACCAACGGCCUCUCGGGCAAGAUCGAGCAGGAAGAGGGUCUCGCCGUGGGCCAGCAGAUCGACGCCAGCCGCAAGUCUUUUCAGCAACAAGUCGACGCGCUCACCCAGCGGAUGGGCGACAUCGAGAGCCGCCAGGACCAAGCUGACAAGGCCAUCUCCCAAAUGUCCGAACAGAUCGCGGCGUUGCAGAAAGCGCUCGAAGUGGCCAACAAACAACCGGCGCAGGAGACCUUAGUGGGCCGCGACUUCGACAGAGAUGUGGACCUCACUAUCGUCAAAGUGCAUGCGGACGGUCUGGUCACCCUCGACAAGGCCAUAGAAGCGCUCACCAAGUGGAUCAGCGACUGUGGCAUCGAGGAAUCGCGUUUCAAGGUACAGGGCCACGACACCUCCGUAUACUUCACGAUCCAGUUCACGGGCUUGCCUGGGCCCGCCUCCCGCAGAGUUCAGAAAUCAUUUGACAGUCUUCGCAAUCGUGACGGCAGUUGGCCCCGCAUCCGCGCGCCAGCGAUUGCAGGCAACGGGUCUGUCGACCUGCGGGUGGGGCCAGACAGGUCUCCCAAGCAAAUCAAGACAGAGAUCGUCGGCAAGCGCAUACGGCGAGCACUGGAGCGGGCCUUCCCUACCCACACGCGGAGAGUCGAUUGCGCAAAGGGCUGGAUCUCGGCCAACUGGUCCCCCGUGCUCUCCUACAUCUUCGACGUGAUGAAGCUUCGACGAUUGCCUACUAGGACCCUUCCCACCCUGGGCAUCACCCGAGCGCAGAUCAAGGACGCCAUCGACGAUGUGGUCACGCCCGAGAUGGUCUUGGGCGCCCAGGAGGCCCGCCAGAACCGCGCCCAGCUUCUCGCCUUCGCGCGGAAGGUCAGCACCGAGCUCUCCAUGCAUUCCUCCCUCGCGCCAUUGCUGAUCUUCUACAACAUCCACAACUACGAGAUCGGCAACGCGGCGGCCAUGCGCACCUCGACCAAGAUCAACGGCGACAUGCACCUGGCGAGGGACAACAGGAGCAAGAUCGCGCCGGUCGUCAUCGGGGACUUCAACUUCGCCGCCGUCGGGAAGCUGAAGCCCACCGAACCGUCCGCCAGAGCCUCGUCGGAUGCAACCGAGACUUCCAAAGCUUCGGCACGCCAGUGGCACGGCGCGCUCAAGCAUCUAUUGGAGUUCGAGGGCAGCGACGCAAUUCAUUUCUGUGCGGAGACGCUGGUUGAAUCAACCAUCGACCGCUGCUUCUGCUCGAUCACGCCCUCCCAGAUGAUCCAGCUCGCCGUCGCCUCCGCCGCCUUCUCCACCCCCGAACUGCUGUCCUGCCGUCGGUUCAGCGACCAUGCCGCAGUUCUCGUAUCCUUCGCCAUGCGUGACCUCGAAGAUGAGAAGAACCAGCCGAUUGCCCAGUGCAUCUUCAAGCCCCUCAUCUUCAUGCAGAUCGCGGAAAGGGCGUUCUCCCAGACCGACCUCGACAAACUGCCGCCGCCGGCCAGACUACUCCAGAGCACGGAGCUCCCACGUGAAGUCGCCCGUGCCGCUCGAGACCGCACUCACGAAGGAAAUCCUGGACAAGGGGCUGUCCAGCUCCAGCGAGCCAAAUCGAUUGCCCGCGCGGUCUGGCGGCAGGAUUGCAAGCUGGCGGUCAGACCCCUCCGCGCCCAUGCCAAAGCUCAAGAUAUCCUCGACAUCAGCAUGGACCAGAUCAAGCUCACGGACCCCGCCUCUUUCGAGGAGCGGGCCAGUGCCAUCUUCCGUCAAGAUGCGGAUCAACGACGAGCCGCCGUUGAUCUGGCUCGACAGCGAGGGCGCCUUCCCCAUGCCGAAGCCCGCGCCCAGUCCCAACCUCUGCGCCGCAAGAGCCAGCUCUGGAACCCGAUUAUCAAACGCCUGGUGCUCACUGGUGCGAAGACAAUUACUGGAACAGUGACGGGGCCGACUGAGAGACUGCAGAAGCUGAUGGAGCACUGGCAACCCGUCUUCCAGGGCAAGACUGUGGACGCUGGGGCGGCGGGGAUCUACUUCAGCCGAUGCGCGCCCAAGAUCGACUUCAACAGCUACGCGCCCCCCGACUACGACACGCUCAGGAGGUUCGCGCGCAGGUCCUCCCCCGCCCCCCCCGGCGUGCAGCACCAUGGGCGCUGCGAUGGCCGCGGCGGCCGCCCAUGUGGUACCAGCAUCGCAGCGUGGCUUCAUCACCGCCGCAACUUCGGCUACGACAUCCGCGAGCUGGACGUCGAGAGCCGCGUCGCGUCCGCCGACUCCGACGCCAGGUCCAAGUUGCCCGUGCUGGUGUCGCUGGACAUUGCGCUGGCCUUCCCGAGCUUCGCCCACCAGUUCAUCCGCCUCGCGCUGAAGGCCAUGGGGGCGCCCGUGGCCGCGCUGAACUUCUUCGACUCGAUGUGGAUAGCCUCGUGCGCUGGCUUGUAUGUCCCGCUCUUCUACAUCCGCUCGGGCAUCGUCCAGGGCUGCGGGUGGAGCGGCAUUCUCUACGCGAUGGGCGCCGCCUGCGUCGUCCGCGACCUGGAGCAGCAGCUCGAACUCAAGGGGGUGAUGGCCCUCAUGGAAAACCUGACGGGCCUCGCGCUGAAGCCUGCCAAGUGCCGCAUCAUCCCGCUUGCGGGCCCUGUCGAUGACGGGCUCGUGAGCAAGCUGCGCGACGCCCUGGUCGCGAUCGCCCCGCGCUUCCAGGAGUUCAACAUUUGCGACAACCUGACCUACGUCGGUCUUCUCCUGGGGCCUGGAGCGACCGAGGGCUUGAUCUACGCGAAGGCCUUUCAGAAGUUCCGCUGGCGCACCAAGAUGCACACUGCCAGCGGCGCGCCCUCGGUGGGCCCCGCCCAGUUGUUCAAGAGCCGUGCUCUCCCUGUCCUCAGCUACUUAGCCCAGUGCGCGCCGCUGCCCCACGAGUCCUUCAAGGUUGAGAACUGGGUCAAUGCAUCGGUCCUGAGGUCCCCCAGCGGCGCGUUCAGGGUCAAGGACUGGCCAGGGCUACAGGACCGGGGCGCGCGCUCGCCGCGGCCCAUGCAGCUCGCGACGAUUGCCGCGAUCGUCCGCGCCGCAACGCCCACCUUCCACAAGUUCCCCGAGAGCCGCAAACGCCUCCGCAAGGGAUUGCGCCAGCACGGAGAUGACCAAACCUUGCCGGGCGUUGCUCGCGCGGCACUGCAUCUCUCCCCGCCCUGGUGGAAGACGCUGCCCUUCGUCGAGGCGUUCCGCGUGAUCGUGCCCGCGGAGACGGACCACCGCUACUACCCGUCCGCGCUGCUCGCCCCUGCCCUCGCGGCCGCGCGGGCGCCCCUCGCGGCGGGCAAGCAUGCCCGCGUGCAGCGGAUGGCGCAUGCUGCUGCCAGGAGCGCACUGGGCGCGGACGAGAUUGGCACGUUCCUCGCGAAGAUGCUCAUGAUCGAGCUGCCCGACCUCGUGAACACCUUCGAGAACGACUCCGAGGUGUUCGACCGGGUGAAGAUCGCCAUGACGAAGCUGCCGCUGUCGUGGGACGUGGCGAACCUCGCGCUGCUGGACACAAGCUUGGAGAACAUCGAGCGGGUCGUCAUCGCCUGCGGCACUUACCACGUGCUCCGAUUGGAGAACAGCGUCGACGCAGAGACCCUGCGCUCUGCGGCGCGGAUAGAAAGCGAGUUUCUCUCAUCGCUUCUGCUGCAUAUCAAGCUCUUCGAGCUCGACAUCUCCGCCUACUGGAACAGCCCUGAGGACCAGCUCCUAGAGGUCGAUCUCCAAAUCGUGAUGGCGAAUGAGCAGCAGUCCGGCAUCAAGAUUCCUGUGUGGAAUGGUGAGGCCUCCACUUUAGAGAGUUUCGAGGAGAAAGUAAAGCUGUGGGUCCUGGGCACGAAGAAGGAUGACAGAAUCUACCUUGGCCCGCGCCUGGUUCAGGCGAUGGACGAGGACUCGCAGCAGUGGUUCGAGGCGAAGAAGGUGUCGCUCGAUGACCUUGUCAAGGAAGACGGAGCUGAAAAGGUGGUGGAGGCACUCAAGGGAGUUCGAGGCACGGUCACGAUGCAGGAGGCUGUGUCCAAGUGGAGAGAGUUUAUGCGUGGAGUGUGUCGGCAUCCAGGUGAAGGUCCGAAGCGAUGGGUCUCUCGUUUCGACAUCCACCUGAGCAAGAUUGGGAAGGCCCUCCACGCAGUCUGUGAUGAUAUUCCAGCCCAAGGGUUUAUGCACGAAUUCAUCUUAGGGCUGAUCCUGCUGGACGGGACGGGCCUAGAUCCGUCAGAGCAGGCCGCGGUGCUGGCGACCAGCGGCCCCAAGGGCAACUCGUACCUCUAUCAGGACGUGAAGAAGGCACUGGCUGAGCAGUGGUCGGAGGAGCAACUGGCAUCGCGGGACGAGCAGAAGGGGUACAAGGCCAGAAAGGGCGCUCACGCGGUCUUCGACGACGCCGACGAGCUUGCCGCCUACGCCGAGGAGGUCUACGACGAGGCGCACAUCGACGGGUUCGAGGAGGCGGCGGACAUCACGGAGUCAGCGAUGACGGCAGCCGAAGACCUGAUGACUGCCGCGCUCGGUGAAGAGCCCAUAGGAGACGAAGAGCAAGGAGAGGAUGCGCUGGCAGCGGCCGCCUCGACGCACGAGACGAACGAGUGGACGGAGACGGCCUUCGCGGCUUCGAGGACGUUCGUGGAGGCGAGGAAGCUGAUCAACGAGGUCAAGAACGCCAGGGGCUACUUUCCAGUGGUAGGCCUGGGUGCCUACGACGCGCUCCCGACUCAACCCGCCGCUGGAGCUGGGCGCGGACGGGCAGUGAGCCGGGGCGGGCCACCUCGCAAGGGCAAGGGCAAGGAUCGAGGCGGCGUGGCAGGCCGCGGCAAGGGUCGCGGUCAGAGUCAGAAGCGUCCAGCAGCACUUCCGAAGGACUCGAACUCGGGGACCAAUGACAAGUUCAAGGGGGCUUGCCUGCUCUGCGGCGAGCCGGGCCACAAGGCAAGGGACUGCCCCAAUCGGGGCAACGGCGGCGCCCAAGGGGAGAGGCGCCGGGCUUUCAACAGCUUCGUUGGCGCGGCCGACGGCUACAGCAAGAAGGUCGAGUUCGAGGACGUCCAGGACGUGUUCAUCGGCACGGUCAACGACGAGGGCGAGUCCAAGGACGGCGACGAGGAAGGGCUGGACGAGUUCGUGGCCUUCAGCAUGGACGACUGCAAGGGCUACGCGCUCCUGGACGGUGGAGCGUCCAGGUCUGUUGGAGGCGUGGAGCAGCUAGAGUACGUGAACGAGCGACUGAGCGAGCCCAUGGAGGUCAGCCCGGACAAGAGUCUGGGAUUUUCGUUUGCUGGAGGCGACCGGGCCGACGCGCCCUCACGGGUGACCUUCAAUGUGAAGGUCUUGAACGACGAGGCGGUGAGCAUCUAUGUGCUGGACCGUCAGUCUCCCGUGCUACUGGGAAUCGAUAUGCUGAAGAAGUACGGGCUCGUGAUCGAUUACUUCCACAACACCGUGUACUCCCAUCGGUUCAAGCGUGAGAUCCCCACGAGAGUGCUCCCGUCAGGGCACUUGGCACUGAAUCUUACUGCUCUGGGCAACGAGGCCUCGAGCGCAGGCAGCGAAUAG
Messenger RNA from Prorocentrum cordatum, 5859 nucleotides. Lineage: Eukaryota; Dinophyceae; Prorocentrales; Prorocentraceae. The record is from the annotation of a GenBank genome assembly.